AUGCCACCCCGCCUACACAACAAAAUCGCCGUAAUAACCGGCUCCUCCUCAGGCAUCGGCCGCGCCACAGCCCUAGCCUUCGCCUCAGAAGGCGCCUCCCUAAUCUGCUCCGACAUAACCGAAACGCCGCGAUCAGAAUACGCCACAGACACCUCCCCCAGCACCACCACCGUCGCCGCCGCCCACGCCCUCGGCGCAAAAGCCCUCUUCGUAAAAUGCGACACCACCUCCUCGACCGACAUCCAAGCCCUGAUCCAGACCGCAGUAAAAGAGUACGGCAGAAUCGACAUUAUGGUGAACAACGCGGGGAUUAGCGUGGAGACGGGUGAGCAUGGCAGUCGGCCUGUGUGGGAAUACGAAGAAGCGGCUUUUGAGCGCACGGUGGAUGUUAAUAUCAAGGGGGUUUUCUUGGGCACGAAGUAUGCGAGUAGGCAGAUGGUGGGGCAGGAACCGGGGGAGAGGGGGGAUAGAGGCUGGAUUAUUAAUUUGAGUAGUGUUUAUGGGUUGAGGGGGACUUCGGGGAUCUCGGGCUACGCGGCCUCCAAACACGCCGUCAUGGGUCUCACAAAGGCUGCUGCGUUGGACUGCGCGCCCUACCGUAUCCAUGUCAACGCACUCUGUCCGGGUUAUACAGCUACGGCCUUCAUCUCCUCGCUACUUACACCCGAAGCCGCAGAUUCGAAGAAAGAGGUCGAGACGAGACAUCCGUUUGGCGGGCUGGGUACGCCGCAGGAUAUUGCGAGGGCGGCGGUCUUCUUGGCUAGUGAGGAUGCGGCGUGGGUUACUGGGAUUGGGCUGCCGGUUGAUGGGGGAUUUAGCUGUAUGUGA
Molecule: messenger RNA, 828 nt
Organism: Alternaria ethzedia
Lineage: Eukaryota; Fungi; Ascomycota; Dothideomycetes; Pleosporales; Pleosporaceae
Exons: 2
Coding region: 1-828 (275 amino acids)
Molecular function (GO): oxidoreductase activity
Source: RefSeq, a predicted model, not a curated record